AUGGCUAUUGAGAAAGUGCCCGCCCGCCUCCGCUGCGCCGAGCUUCCCAGCGCCAGGAAAGCGGGGCUCCCGCCUUACGCCCUGCCGCCCGCUCCAUGGCGAGGGCAGCACCGGCUGAGUCUCCGCGCCGGGGGAGGCGGCGCCGGCGGGGGAAGCCCGGCGUCCGCUCCCCCCCGCUGCCACUGCCGCUGCUGUGAGGGCUGCAGCGCCGGCGUCCCGGGCGGCGAGGCGGGAGGGCGGCGCGGCGGCGCCAGCCUGAAGUCGCUGAUCUUGAGCCGCUUCUUGAUGCUGCUGCCUUGGGUGCUGCUGGUGAUCCUCAUGUUGGACACGGACGGCGGCAACCGGCCGCCCCGUCCGUCCUCGUCCCAUCUCGCCCGGCGGCCGCAGCCCUCGCUUCGCCAGGAGGCGCCUCGGGGCCGGGAGGCCGAGUUGCAGCAGCAGGAGCUGCCUCUCAUCUAUGCCAUCACGCCGACCUACAGCCGGCCGGUCCAGAAAGCGGAGCUGACGCGCCUGGCCAAUACCUUCCGGCAGGUGGCGCGCUUGCAUUGGAUCCUGGUGGAGGACUCGGCCGUCGGCACCGAACUGGUCAGCCGCUUCGCCGCGGGGCUCGGCCGAGCGGGCGGCCCGCCCUGCACCCACCUCCACGUGCUGACGCCGCGCAGGUACAAGCGGCCCGGGCAGCCCAGGGCCACGGAGCAGCGCAACGCGGGCUUGGCCUGGAUCCGCCAGAGGCACCAGCAUUUGGCAGCCCCGCAGCCCGGGGUGCUUUUCUUCGCCGACGACGACAACACGUACAGCCUGGAGCUCUUCGAGGAGAUGCGUACCACUAGCAAAGUCUCUGUAUGGCCCGUAGGGCUAGUGGGGGGCCGACGCUACGAGCGCCCAAUUGUGGAAAAAGGCAAAGUUGUUGGCUGGUACACUGGUUGGCGGGCAGGUAGGCCUUUCGCCAUCGAUAUGGCAGGGUUUGCUGUAAGCCUUCAGGUGAUUUUAUCCAACCCCAAGGCUGUAUUUAGACGCCACGGCUCACAACCUGGGAUGCAGGAAUCCGACUUCCUGAGGCAGAUUACCACAAUGGAGGAACUGGAGCCCAAAGCCAGCAACUGCACAAAGGUUCUCGUAUGGCAUACUAGAACAGAAAAGGUAAAUCUAGCUAAUGAGCCAAAGUAUCACCUGGACAAUAUCAGAAUUGAAGUGUGACCUGCGGGCAUAAAUGGGACAUGCCAUAAUUAAUGGAUGCAUCAGACAUGCUUACCAUAUUCAGACUGUACAAAUUCCUAUUGUACAACUGCAGCCUUUGGCAGCCUAAUGGAAGACUACUGGCAGAGAGCUGAAGACGUGUCUACUUAGGCUUCACUUACUUUGCAUGCAUUUUCCUGCCCUGCUUUAAUUUUCUAACUGUUCCCAUUUCCUUUACACAUGUUCAGUGAAGAGGUGGUAAUGCACUGAAAAGUUAUUAGUCUAAAAAAAAAAAAAAAAGAGAGAGAAGCUUUUACACCGUGGCUUCCAGGUUUAUUCCUGAAUUUAAAAAGCAUUGUUUUUAAAGAAUAGAGACAAUUCUUAUAGAAUAAAAUAAUUACACAAUGUUUAUGGAUUUCUUUAAUGUAGGGAAGCAACCGUUUAUCAAUAUGAGGCACCAUAAAAUGUAAACACAAUUUACUGGCAGAAACCUGGAUACAACUUGAAGGACAAAAUUAAAUAUACAAUUUGAGUUACCCUGUAUAGUUGCUAUGCAGUUACACUGCUGAUUAAUCCUGUACAGAUCUCUUGUCGGUCAGAUCAGCUUCUUUUGACCCAGGUAACUCAAACAGUGGAAAGAAAAUUGAUAGGGCCCUAGGACCGUCCAGGUUUAUCUCUCUCUUGCGAGCCAUUUUCCCUGUUCAUCACAUCAUUAUAACAUCACAGUGAAAUGUAUGAUGAAACAAA
Molecule: messenger RNA, 1923 nt
Organism: Thamnophis elegans (Western terrestrial garter snake)
Lineage: Eukaryota; Metazoa; Chordata; Lepidosauria; Squamata; Natricidae
Gene: B3GAT2
Product: beta-1,3-glucuronyltransferase 2
Exons: 5
Coding region: 1-1197 (398 amino acids)
Biological process (GO): carbohydrate metabolic process; chondroitin sulfate proteoglycan biosynthetic process
Cellular component (GO): Golgi membrane
Molecular function (GO): galactosylgalactosylxylosylprotein 3-beta-glucuronosyltransferase activity
Source: RefSeq, a predicted model, not a curated record